UUCCUCCCACCCUCGUCAGUUCCAUGGCGCCUAUAGUGCGUCUCUGUCGCUCGUUCCGCGCAGUCUCCUUGAGGAAGCCUCGCCACUCGUUUUCUCUUCGUCGUUCUACCUGUUUUUCCCUCACUCCGUACGGUGGUUUUCGUCGAUGGAGGGGCGCGGGUGAACGCGGUCGGGACGACAGUCCUUCCGCGGAUUGCGGAUAUUGUGUCGCGUAGUCUCGUGCCUACGGUGUCCUUGCGUCCUUUCCAGAGAAACUCGGAGCAAAGUGACCGUGUCGUUUACCGGCGACAAAACGAAUGCUUCGUCGUCGUUCGAAGUUUCGAUCGGGAGGAUUCGUUUCACGGUCAAGCGUUCGUGCCUGGUAGUGUUCCUCGCGUCUUCCUCCGUGACGGUUCCUUUCGGACGCGACACCGGUUGAAAGGUUAGGUUUACUUCUGUCACAUCCGCGUGCUCCGUGCGACCGUACUAUUUUAACAGUGAAUCUGUCGUUCACUGUAGUGCAAUUUAAUAAUAUUCGCGAGUGUUUGUGGUAUACAACGAACAACAGCCACGAUUUCUUCGAAGCCGACCUUCGGACGCUACCACGCCUGGAAUCUUUCGACUUGGCUAACCACGAGAGCAGCAACCUCCUCUAAGGGUCAUCUUUUAGACACGCUACACGUGAAGUCUGUAAAAAAUAUUAAAAAACUAAAAAGAAGAGUGGCGAAUCGAAUUAAGGCGCGAAGGAAGUGCACGACGGUGCUCGACGUUUUCCUGGAUGGCUUCACGGUGGUCGUUUUGCCACGCUGCAAGAGGCAAUGUCCCCGUGCUCACCCGUUUUGCAGCAGCCUCAUCCAACGAAUCGCGAUAAAGCACCCUCGACGCGUCUGCUCGUCGGACAAAAGGUCUACACGGGCACAGCUUGAAUCGCCAAAGCCCCUAUUUUUCUCUUCUUUUUCUCUAUCUCUCUCCCUCCUCGCCUGAUCCUUCGACCAAGGAAGAAAAUCGUAAUCGAAGGUCAACGCCACUGCUGAUCGAUCGCUGAAGAGGUCGAGGGACGCUCAACCGGAGGAUUCUUCGAGACAAGGUGGUAUCCACGCCAGAUUGUCCCAUGAAGUCGACGGACGACGGAGCCAAAGCCGAGGAGCGAUCGUCGGCCGUGAUCAUCGAGGCGAGCUCGAGCAACCUUAGCAUCGUUCAGAGCUCCAGGUGAAUCGAGACCGAAUUGAACACGUUGAAAUACGAAACGCAUCAUCCGACCAUGUAUAAAAUCUUAAGACGCGGCUCCAGCCGCGUGUUGGUCGUCUGCGCGGUCCUCCUGAGUCUAUUACUCUGCCUGUACUAUGUCAGUCAGGCACAGGGCCCGUCCACGGGCCCUUCAGCUGCGAUCUUGAACGAAGAGCUGAGGUACGACCGGGGUCUUACCUCCAUUACACCUGACUACAUAGAGUCCCCGGACGCUAAGGUGUCCCUGGACACCUGCCCCAUCAUCGUGCCUAGGAACGUGGACAUCGACACGCAGAUGGAGUUCGAGAAGUUCGAUUUCCAACCCUCGUGGAUGAGAAGCAGGGAAUACUGGGACGAUAGCUUCGAGGCCAGGUACGCAGAGCUCAGGAAGGAUCCCACAAGACCACCACUCAAGGUGAUUCUAGUUCCCCACAGCCACACGGACCCUGGGUGGCUGAAGACGUUCGAGCAGUACUUCCACAGCUCCACCAGGAACAUCCUGAACAACAUGGUGUCGAAGCUGCAGCAGUGGCCAAACAUGACUUUCAUCUGGAGCGAAGUGUCCUUCUUGUCACUGUGGUGGGAGAGUGCCCAUCCUACGAAGAAGAUGGUCGUCAAAAGGCUGGUGAAGGAUGGUAGGCUGGAAAUGACCACCGGAGGCUGGGUGAUGACCGACGAGGCGACAUCUCACAUUUACGCCAUGUUGGAUCAGCUGAUCGAGGGUCACCAGUGGCUAAAGACCAACCUGGACGUAAUCCCAGAGUCAGGCUGGUCGGUGGAUCCGUUUGGUCACGGAGGCACCAUCCCGUACUUCCUGAAGGUUUCCGGCGCUUCCGGCACCGUGAUCCAAAGGAUUCAUUACGCGUGGAAGCAGUGGUUCGCGAAGAAACAGUACGGCGACUUCGUCUGGAUGCAGCCCUGGGAUCAAACCGGCGGGGCAGACAUGCUGACCCACAAUCAGCCGUUCGACAUCUACAACAUCAAACACUCCUGCGGUCCUCAUCCCCACGUCUGCCUCAACUUCGACUUCCGGAAGAUACGGGGCGAGUACACGGAGUACUCGGUCAGGGCGGUCGAGAUUACGCCGAACAAUGUCAAGCGAAUGGCCGAGUUGUUGUUGGAACAAUACUCCAGGACGGGAUCUUUGUUCACGCACAACGUCGUCCUAAUGCCUCUCGGAGACGACUUCAGGUACGAUCACGCGAUCGAGUGGGACCAACAGUACACCAACUACAAGAUCUUGAUGGACUACAUAAAUAGUAGGAAGGACGAGUACAACGCGGAGAUAGUGUUCGGGACGCCCAAGGACUACUUCCACGAGAUCAGGAAGCGGAUGGACGACUUCCCAACGCUGAAGGGCGACUUUUUCGUCUAUUCGGAUAUCUUCAGCGAAGGUAGACCAGCCUAUUGGAGCGGCUACUUCACCACAAGGCCGUACAUGAAGAUCCUGGACCGCGAACUCGAAGCGAACCUUCGAUCGGCCGAGAUCCUUUACACCAUCGCGUUGAACGUGGCCAAACAGUCCGGUAAGGACUUCAUGCUGUACGAAACGUACUUUGAGAAGCUGGUGAAGGCAAGACGGAAUUUGGGCCUGUUCCAACACCACGAUGCCAUCACUGGUACCUCCAAGUCAUUCGUCAUGAAGGAUUACGCUCUGAAACUGUUCGAGUCCAUUUCGGACACCACCAGUCUGCAGAGCUUCGCUAUUCAGUCUUUGGCUGGGACGACCACCAAGCCAAAUUCCGUUUAUGUCCUAGCCGAAUCGGAUAGGGAUAGCUACGAAAAGCUACCAAAGAAGAUUCCCAUAGGAGUCAACGGGCAGGAGACGAAGAAGAUUGUCCUGUUCAAUCCUUUGGCUCAACCCAGGCAGGAGGUGAUCAGUCUAAAAGUCACCUCAUAUAAAAUUAAAGUACUAGACCCUCAGAAGAAUCCCAUUCCCUAUCAGAUCGCGCCAGUGAUGAACGCUACGAGUAUCACACACGACGUGUACGUUCUGUUGUUCAUGGUAGAGCUGAAACCCUUAGCCAUCGCGACCUAUCAUAUCCAGCAGAUCGACAAGGUACCAGUGGAGGCAAUCUCAACGGUCUACUGCAGUAGAUGCGGCAAGGACAGUGUAUUCCCCAUGAAACCCUUGCAGGUGGGCGACGUUCAGUUGGAGAACCAACGAAUGAAGCUUCUGUUCGAUGGACAGACCGGGUUUCUGAAGAGGGUGACGAAAAAGGCAACCGGUAAGAUCAUGCAGUGCACCAUUCAGUUCGCAGCCUAUCCGUCCGCGCAGUUUCACAGCGGUGCAUAUCUGUUCAUGCCCGACCCGAACCUCCGAGACACCGAUAAAGACGUCCUCGAGGCGUACACGCCCCACCAGAAGAUCUACAUCGUCAGUGGUAGCCUCAGUUCACGGCUGACCGUCGAAUACGGGAAGUUACUAACACACCACGUGGCCAUUUAUCAUAGAGACGGUGGUCUGGGCGAGGCUAUCUAUGUGAGGAACAUAGUGGACUUCGAAACACCACCAAAGAACCGCGAGACAGAGAUGUUCAUGCGUCUACAGACUGACAUUCUGAAUGGAGAUCCACCAGAGUUCUACACAGACCUAAACGGACACCAGAUGAUCAAGAGGACGAAGAUAGAGAGGAUCGGGAUCGAGGGUAACUACUUUCCCAUAACCACGAUGGCCUACAUCGAGGACACCAAUCACAGGCUCACUCUGCUGGUGAAUCAUUGUCAAGGAGCUGCCAGUUAUCAACCAGGCUGGCUGGAAGUGAUGCUGGAUCGAAGAACCUUAUACGACGACUCGCGAGGAAUGGGAGAGGGUCUACUGGACAAUCGAAGAACCGUCAUCAAGCACUGGCUACUGUUAGAGGAUAUCACAGGGGAGAAGGACAAGUACUCGAAGCCAUCCCUGUUCGCCAAUCACCUAAGCAACGCGCUUAACUAUCCCGUGAAUAUCUUCGUGGUGGACGGGACAGAUGGCGACAUCGCGAUGGUGCCGGAGGUUAGGCUACUAAGUCAGAGCUUCCCUUGCGACGUUCACCUGCUCAAUCUGAGGACCAAUCACGAUCAGAAACUGCCACAUUUCCCGGUGAACAACGCGUUGAUGGUGCUUCAUAGACAGGGCUACAGCUGUUCCGUGGGGGUGGACAUUACCCUUAAACACUGUCCGCUGACGGAGAAGAUCCCUCAAGGCACCUCGUUCUUCAAGCUCGCGAACCUAAACAUCACCAAAACCACGCUGACAGGUACGAAGACGAUGCAUCGGCUGAGGAACGGUCUCCAGGAUGUCAGCCUCCAGCCGAUGGAGGUCGAAACGUUCAACGUGAACUUCGUCCAAUGAUCGUAAGCCUGCUUCUCGGGGUGAAGCUCGCCACCGGGAGCCAGGAAUCGUUUUUAGUCUUCGCGAUGCUGACGCCUAUGGUCCAAAAGCGUUCGUCUACCUUCUGGACAGGACACUGCCGAUCUGCUUAACCCUGGCAGAUGCUACCUCUUCGGAACUUCGUGCAAUUCGUUGAAACUUUAGACCGUUUACGUAGGAUACUUGCGAAUUCCAUGUUCUUUUUUACCCUGUGUUUUAACGUCGACCCUCCCCCCCAUCGGGGAUGAAGCCUCUCAAGUGUAAAUAUUUGACGCGUCGCCGUGGCGAGGUUGAUUGGCGAUCCAACGGGACGAUAACGUUCCAAUCUGUCCACAUCCCAGUGUACAUACACAACCAGGCUAUCGUACUCUAUUCCGUUUCUUCAGUUCAGUUUCCCUAGACGAAGACUAGGACGACGAGCUAGGAGGAGAGAGUCGAAGGGAGAGAAAUGAAAUCGUGCAGACCUGCUGUCCUCUAGCUCACGCGUAAACUUGCAAGCUUCCUCGUGCCUCUCGGAUCACUCUCAUCGAUUUUAGCAACUAUAGUAACAACAUAUUAAUACUUGGUUCGCUCUGGCCACUUUCGAGGCUCUUUGUCCACAUUCUCUGUUGUGGGGAUUCAGUUUGGGUCUUCAGUUCGUGGAGAGUGGGUCUCGAAAGUGCGCCAAUAUAGACUGACAACACAAUCAAACGUUCAAAGUGCAUUACACAGGCUCCUGAUCGAUGUAAAUGUAGGGAUUCAGCUCGAGCGAGAUGCACGAGAAAAGCGAACGACGAACAGGAUGCUCCAUUCAGCCUGACUACUUGAUUCCCCCAUUGUUAUGGGGUUUAUUUUUUAGUUUAUAUUCCAUAGAUUCUUAAGCCAUUCCUACGAGUGAACAGCAGUAAGGGGCCAAAUCUGAAUCGACGGUGGGGGCCUCUCGCGGCGAAACUAGGAAACUCUUGGCAAGAGUAGACCUAUGCUUGUCCCUCCUGCACAUUACUCCUGUUGGCCCCUUAUCAGAGCUGUACUUAUAACCUAUACUUCUAAUCAAACUACUUCUAUUCCUUAUCCUCUCCAACACUUCAGAUCACUCAGUAUAGGACAAUAAUAAAUUAAUUCUAUGAUAUCCAAUCUUUCUGACGAAAACUCUUGAUUCACUAAAUUAUUUCAAGUGGUCAGACCGAAAACGGCACCAUGUAGAUACUAUAAAUAUUAUAUAAUAUUGUACAUAUCAAACCACUUUACCUUAGACCGUAUAUUGUGAUAGCAAAGUAAAUAAUGUAAAUCGUAUACACCUAUUUUCAUAUGUGAAACGUUUUACGAGGGACUCUCUCUUCCUCCUCGGGCAGCCGAAGCAGAGAAAGAAAAUCAUCGCCAGGACACUCUGGUGACUUCCAACCACGGUUUUAUGCACAGGUCUGGAAAAUUCCACGGUGGUGGUAUCCUGAAUUUCCGCCAGCCACGUGGCGCUGCUAUCGCUAUGGCGAAUGCGUUAAUGGCGAAGCAUAUUUAUAAAAUGAAGGGGAUCAUUACCACCAUGGGAGUUUUUUGGACCUCUGUAUACGAGCGUGCUUCCAACGCUCUUCCAAUUCUAGCGGGGACACGAUUUAGUUUCGUGGCCGGCCCUGACCGGCUGGAAAGUACCUAUUUUUUACUUUUGCUAAGCGUAUCCGGCUGAACAUUGCGAACAGGCGUUUUGCUGUACGACAGACUCGUGUAAAUAUUAGACUAAUUUAGCGAGAAAAUAAAAGUGUGUCGCGUUUUUAGAGGCUGGCAGCUGCUGGACCUCGCGUUUCUCUGGUGAUGACACGUGUCCUCUGUCACUGAAGGGAACAGACAAUAGGUUUUAUCUUAAUUUUCGUUCACCUUCGAACCUGCUUUUAACUCUCUGACCAAAUGACCAUAGAACUCUGUUCGUUAAGUUUUAAUUAAUAAAAGGAAAUAAUUGUUGUUAGAAAGAAUACUUUCUAUUACCUAUUGGUUUUAUUUUCUUGUUAUACAAGAACAAUAUUUUAGAAUUGUUUAAUUUAUUUUUAAUUUAUAAAAUGGCAUACUGUUCCUUCGAGUGACCUAAAGCAAGGAGUGUACAUGCUGGCUUUGAACAAAAUGGUUCUUCACCAUGAAACCACCAUGAGAUUCGCGAGGGAACCAAUGGGAAAAAAAAAUAGAGAAAAUGAUCGCCGGAGAUCCGUGACUGUCCUUGUAACGAUAUUGUAACAUAUUACGUGUUUGUGCUGUCUCUAGAGAAGAAAGAUCUAUAUUAAAGAUGGUAUAUGUAUACACGUGUACGUGUGUGGUACGCGUAUAUAGAGAUUAUAUUUGCUAGGACUGUGUGCAAAACUGUUUGCGACCAGUCAGGCAGACGAGGACAAUUACACACCACGGUAUUCCUUAUGUUACAAUGUAAUAUUAUAUUUAUUGAAUAAAGAUAGUAACUGACGUAUUUUAA
Molecule: messenger RNA, 6989 nt
Organism: Osmia bicornis bicornis
Lineage: Eukaryota; Metazoa; Arthropoda; Insecta; Hymenoptera; Megachilidae
Gene: alpha-Man-IIb
Product: alpha-mannosidase 2
Exons: 8
Coding region: 1241-4540 (1099 amino acids)
Biological process (GO): mannose metabolic process; N-glycan processing; protein deglycosylation
Cellular component (GO): Golgi membrane
Molecular function (GO): alpha-mannosidase activity; carbohydrate binding
Source: RefSeq, a predicted model, not a curated record